CUGCCCUACAAACCUACGCUAGAUUCAUCUCGUAUACAAUAAACUCUUCUUUGUGCGUCUCUUUACGGCCUCCUACAAGCGCUUUGUAGAAUCAAUAUGCUCCAGCUUCACGGGAUCGACGUCUGGAUACAGUCCGGGAAUGAAGACCUUCCAAUGUACCAGGAAGAGGUGGAAGGACUUGGGUCGAUAUCAGCUUAUAUUGCCAGUCAUGAGGGAAAGCAAUUCAAGGUCGCACAACGCAACAACACCGCUGACGACUUCAGCUACCAAAUCUUGUUAGAUGGACAUAAAGUCGGUUCAUGGCUAUCUCGAAGAGGCUGUCAUGGGACAGUGGAGGGAAUGCAUGUCAAGGAGGAUGUCGUAAGACCUUUCGAGUUCGCAACACUUCAGAUCACAGACGAGGAAGAUAUUGGUCUCUUACGUCCUGACGUCUCCAAGCUGGGCGUCAUAGAAAUUCAGUUCUUUCGGGUCGUAAUCACCGGCACGAAUCUCGACCCUAUGAUAUUUCACAGCGCAUUCUCGACGGAGGCUGUCUCAGAAAAAGCUAAGAAGGUUGGGUGGCACCGUACAUCGCUCGCACCAGAGAAGAAGGUUCAGACGCAACCACGCAUGCGCGCUGAAUACCUAGACCACGUACCUUAUAUCACAUUCAGCAUACGGUAUCAACCUGAAGACCUUCUGAAAGCACACGGUAUAAUGCCAAUGCCGCCUCCUCGACCUGUCAAUACUACGAUACCGCCGACCACAUCCAGCGGUAACAAGCGACCGCGGUCGCCCAAUGCUGGUCCAAGUGGCGAACGGCGAGAUAAUCGCCAGAAUGGUUCCAACCUGUCUACGUCGGGACCUUCGAGUCCUCCAAAGGUUGCGAAGCCAGAACCGCAAGAUGACGACGUCCUGGAGAUCGGCGACGACUCUGAUGACGAAGAGAUUCAGCGUAUAAAGGCCGAACUAGCGAAGGCACGGAGGAAGAAACAAAGGAAGGACAUUGUCAAGUCAGAACGAGCACAUUCGCCCAUCGUAAUCGGUGAUGCAGGCGAUGUGAUAGACCUCACCUUGGACUAGUAUUUGCUAUUGUCCCAUCUGUCUUUUCUUCGCCGUCCUCUUCCGUUUUGCACUGCUUACUGUCUAUGUAUCUUUCUUGUUCGGCACCCCCCUGUGUUGCUUCUGUGCUUAUGAUGGACACUGGAAUCCCUGUCAUUCAUCUUCUCAGUUCAUCUGUUUUGCGUAUAUCGACUCUCUAGCAUAUCUCUACCCUAUCCUGCGACAUAAUCAAUCGUCUCGGUUCCCCCCUGAAAUGUACUUGUUGUCGCGUUCAUUUUAGCUAUGACUUAUUAUCGUAAUUACUGAAUAACCGCCUUUGUUGUCACUUGCCUUGCUCUUCCAACGCAACUUUAUAUUUUUGCUUCCGAAACACCGC
This is a messenger RNA of Stereum hirsutum FP-91666 SS1, 1417 nucleotides long. RefSeq lists its product as uncharacterized. The record is from RefSeq and is a predicted model, not a curated record. Bases 97 to 1062 code for a protein of 321 amino acids. The transcript is spliced from 7 exons. NCBI's taxonomy places the organism in Eukaryota, Fungi, Basidiomycota, Agaricomycetes, Russulales, Stereaceae.